AUGCCAAUGGAAGAGAAUAAGAUUGUGAAUGAGUACACACAAGAUGGAAGUAUAGAUCUUAAAGGAAAACCUGUUCUGAGAUCAAAAACAGGUGGUUGGAAAGCUUGCUCCUUCCUUGUUGUUUAUGGGAUAUUUGAAAGAGUAGCUUACUACGGAAUAUCAUCAAACUUGAUCCUAUAUCUCACAAAGAAGCUUCACCAAGGAACUGUUACCUCUUCCAACAUUGUCAACAACUGGGUUGGCACUGUUUUCAUCACUCCCAUAUUAGGCGCUUAUGUUGCUGAUGUUCACCUUGGACGCUACUGGACUUUUGUUAUUUCAUCUCUUAUAUAUUUAUCGGGUAUGUGUCUACUUACACUAUCAGUUACCCUUACAUGCUUAAAGCCACCAAAGUGUCAUGAAAUGGAUGUAACAAAAUGUGAAGAAGCUUCCACAUUGCAGCUAGUUGUGUUCUAUGUAGCACUCUAUGUUAUAGCAGUGGGAACAGGUGGAACUAAACCCAACAUUUCCACCAUUGGUGCUGACCAGUUUGAUGAUUUUUACCCUAAAGAGAAGGGACUUAAGCUCUCAUUCUUCAACUGGUGGAUGUCAUGCAUUGUCAUGGGGUCACUAUUUGCAUUCACGGUUAUAGUUUAUAUACAAGAUAAUGUGAGUUGGUCUCUUGGUUAUGCUCUUCAAACUAUUGGGUUUGCAAUAUCAAUCAUCACAUUCUUGGCCGGCACGCCUUUUUAUAGACAUAAAUUGAUCUCAGGGAGUCCUAUCAUUAGUAUUGCUAAGGUCAUUGUGGCAGCUAUAAGGAAAUGGAGUGUAAUUGUUCCUCAAGAUCCUAAAGAAUUAUAUGAGCUUAGUUUGGAAGAGUAUACCAAGAAAGGGAAAUUCAAGAUCGACCCGACUACAACAUUCAGGUUCCUUAAUAAGGCUUGUGUGGACACUGGUUCAAGUACUAGUAGUGAAUGGAAGAUAUGCCCAAUAACACAAGUAGAAGAAACCAAACAGAUCCUUACCUUAAUCCCUAUUUGGGUUGCAACAUUUAUUCCAAGUGCAAUGAUUGCUCAAAUGAAUACACUUUUUGUCAAGCAAGGAACUACACUUGACAGAGCCAUUGGAAACUUCAACAUUCCUCCAUCAAGUUUAAACGCAAUCACAAUUUUGACGAUGAUUAUCACGUAUAUACUCUACGAACGUUUCUUCGUCAGGAUUAUGCAGAAACUGACUAAGAAUCCAAGAGGUAUCACUCUCCUUCAAAGAAUGAGCAUAGGCUUCAUGAUCCAUAUAGUGAUAAUGAUAGUUGCAUAUACGGCCGAAAGACAUAGACUUUGUGUGGCUAAACAAUACGGAGUAAUCGAAAAUGGAGGACAGGUUCCAUUGAGCAUAUUUGUUUUGGCUCCUCAAUUUGUACUAAUGGGAAUAGCUGAAGCACUCUUAGAAGGUGCGAAAAUCGAGUAUUUCUAUGAUCAAGCACCGGAAAGCAUGAAGAGCCUUGGAGCUUCAUAUUCCUUAACUACCACUGGCAUUGGCAGUUUCCUUAGUGUUUCUCUUCUGUCAACAGUUUCACACAUCACAAAGAAACAUAGUAAACAAGGGUGGAUUUUGAACAACCUUAAUGCUUCUCAUCUUGAUUAUUACUAUGCAUUUUUGGCUAUACUAAAUGUCUUGAACUUCAUCUUCUUCGUGAUUGUCUCAAAAUCUUAUGUCUAUAGAGCUGAAGUUUCGGAUUCUAUAGAAGUGCUUGAAACUAAGCUAAAAAAGAGGACAACAACAGGUUUUAGUGUCAGAACUGAUGUUAAGCAGUUAGAUGGUUUGGGUGAUUGGAAUCCACAUUAG
Messenger RNA from Lathyrus oleraceus (garden pea), 1824 nucleotides. RefSeq names its product protein NRT1/ PTR FAMILY 5.2. Gene Ontology annotation, molecular function: transmembrane transporter activity. Bases 1 to 1824 code for a protein of 607 amino acids. Gene Ontology annotation, biological process: transmembrane transport. The record is from RefSeq and is a predicted model, not a curated record. Gene Ontology annotation, cellular component: membrane. NCBI's taxonomy places the organism in Eukaryota, Viridiplantae, Streptophyta, Magnoliopsida, Fabales, Fabaceae. The transcript is spliced from 4 exons.